AUGCAUAGAGAUAUAAAACCUGAAAAUUUACUUUUUUGUAAAGAAUAAAAUCAAUCAAUUCUUAAAAUAGUUGAUUUUGGUUUAGCUACUUUUGCAGAUGAAUUCCCUUAUAUUUUUCCUAAAUGUGGAACUCCAGGAUUUGUAGCUCCUGAAAUAGCAAAUUUAAAAGAUAAAUCUCAAGGUUAUUCUGUAAUUUGUGAUAUGUUUUCUGUUGGAGUUAUUUUCCAUAUUUUGUUGACAGGUGAAGCCGUUUUUCCAGGUAGAAAAUUUAAUGAUGUUUUGAAUAAAAAUAAAAAUUGUGAAAUUGAUUUUUCUAAAAAAGAAUAUGAAAACCUUUCCAUAGAGGCUAAAGAAUUGUUAAUGAAGCUACUUUAAAAAAAUCCUAAAUAAAGAAUUUCAGCUGAGUGUGCCUUAAAUCAUAGCUAUUUCCAACAAAAUUAUCUGAAAAAGAUACCUUCUAGUGAUAAUUUAUAAGAUUAUUCCAUAAUUAGAAAUAAAUAAAAUUCUUUAUUCGCCAAACCUUUAAGAAUCCCUUACGUUGCUAAUGAACCUUCUGCUACUGAUAAUUUAGAUUCCUUUAUUACAGAACAUUUCAGAAAUAAAUAAAGUAUUGUUGAAGAGAGAGAUGAAGAUGAAGAAAAAUAAGCUUAAAUUAAUAUAUAAAAUAAUUAAAUAAAAUAAAGUAUAAAUAAAAUUGAAGAAGAAAUUAAUUGA
This is a messenger RNA of Ichthyophthirius multifiliis, 714 nucleotides long. RefSeq names its product protein kinase domain protein. Lineage: Eukaryota; Ciliophora; Oligohymenophorea; Hymenostomatida. The transcript has 3 exons. Gene Ontology annotation, molecular function: protein serine/threonine kinase activity; ATP binding. Gene Ontology annotation, cellular component: nucleus; cytoplasm. Gene Ontology annotation, biological process: protein phosphorylation; mitotic DNA damage checkpoint signaling. The record is from RefSeq and is a predicted model, not a curated record.